AUGCGCUUUGCGACGCACGGGCAUAUUGCGCUGCAAAUCAAGCCGGGGUCUCGUUACAACGCUGGAAAAGAAGCGGAAACCGGGCAAAAGAACGAAGGAAAUCCGGCAAACGGGGCCGAUGAGAGAAUUACCUGCACUACGCCCAACGAUUGUCUGGCGGUGGCCAGCAAUAUCUUACAAACGCUGGCGGAUGAUCGAUUUCUCCUGAAGCCGGAGGGACAGCCAAUUCCGAAAUUCGAUCCGGCCGAACUGCUGACGGUAUUCGGGCGCGCAACGGAGAUUGUCAACGAGCAACAAGGCGUCGUCCAUCUGACGGGACCCGUCUGGAUCAUAGGGGAUCUGAAUGGCGAUUUCGAUACUGCUUGGCGUAUCUUCAAGGCCUACUCAACCAUGGCAGAACCGGGCACGAAGAUGCUGUUCCUGGGCAACUUGGGCCGUGAUAACCAUGGUCUGCCGGUGGUCGUCCUCGUCGUAGCCGCAAUGCUUAUCCACCCGAAAAACGUCUUCUACCUUGCUGGAAGCUUUGAGGGACUUGGACCAUUUACCGAUUUGGAUGCUCCAGAUGUUUCGCUGCUCGAAAUUGUCGGAAUGCCGGAAGCAGAAUUGAAGGCAGCCAUCGUUGAUUUCUUCGCAGGCCUGCCCCUUAUUGCCACCAUCAACAAUCGUAUUCUUGCAAUGCACGGCGGCAUUUGCCGAUCGUUGACCGCACGGGUUCUAAAUAACGGCUUCGAUCCGCGAAACCCGGUCGAAGCGUGCUUCCGCCGCCGAACAAUCUUGAGUGCACCGAAUUGGUUGAUCAGCAAUUACAAGCCGAGGCCGAAGCAUCCUAAGUUGCCUGACCAUGGUCAUUUUUUCGGCGAGAAGGCGGUCGACGAGGCACGCAAGGAGCUGGGCAUUGAUUAUAUAAUCCGUACCGAGGAGCUGAAGACGGGCAUUCGAUUUUUCGGGGAUUGGGUCAUCUCUCUCGACUCAUCUUCUCAGCCGCGUCGAGAUUCGGCAGGUCCGAAGUCCAUGGCGACCGUGCUUCGAUACGACGGAAGCGCCAACUUCCGCAUGAUUACCCUGAUCCCCCCGCCAUGCUUCUACAAAUCGCAGAGCGAUUUUGCGAUGCAAUAUCUUCGCAACAUCGCCGGUGACAGGCCUUUCAUUGAGACUCGCACGCCGAAGACUGUGCGUUACUGGCCUCAGCCAAAGGACACCAAGCAGCCCGCU
Molecule: messenger RNA, 1212 nt
Organism: Mesorhabditis spiculigera
Lineage: Eukaryota; Metazoa; Nematoda; Chromadorea; Rhabditida; Rhabditidae
Source: the annotation of a GenBank genome assembly